CCCGUUCUUCCUGUUUUCAACUUCACAAAACCGUUACAAUAUGGCAGCUCCAAAAUCACUCCUACUUUCAUUAUCAAUCCUACUAUUAAUCAUCUCCACAGCUUCCUCCAAACAACCUCAAGAUCUCGAAGAAGAAGAAGAUCUCAGUUUCCUAGAAGAAGCCGAACACGACGACACCGAAUCACACCACCACGGUUACGAUGACCACGAUUUCGAGAACUACGAUGAUCUGGAUGAUUUCGCAACCGGAGAGGGAGAAUACGAGGAUUCUGAAUCGGUAUUGGAAGCUGAGAUCGAUGAGAGUGAUGUGGUGGUGUUGACGGCGUCUAAUUUUAGUGAUUUUGUGGAGAAAAAUAGGUAUGUGAUGGUGGAGUUUUACGCGACGUGGUGUGGACAUUGUAUGGCGUUGAAACCGGAAUAUGCGGCGGCGGCGACGGAGUUGAAGGCGGAGGAGGUGGUGCUGGCGAAGGUGGAUGCCGGUGAGGAGACUGAGUUGGCUCAGAAGUAUAAUGUUGAAGGGUAUCCUACUUUGUUCUUGUUUGUUGAUGGUGUUCAUAAGCCCUAUAAUGGUGCCAGAAAUAAGGAUGCAAUUGUGAGUUGGGUGAAGAAGAAGACCGGUCCCGGUCUACACAAUGUAAUGACGGUUGAGGAAGCUGAACGGAUAUUGGCCAGCGAGUCACCCAUAGUUGUGGGUUAUGUUGAAAAUCUGGCGGGUCCAGAUAGUGAAGAACUUGCUGCAGCUUCAAAACAGGAAGAUGAAGUAAGCUUCUACCAAACAUCCAAUGCUGAUGUGGCAAAGCUUUUCCACAUCAAUCCACAAGGGAAACGUCCAGCUCUGGUCUUGUUAAAGAAUGAAGAUGAAAAAGUUAGCCACUUUGGAGGUCAGUUCACGAGAUCAGAAGUGGCAGAGUUUGUGUAUAAGAACAGGCAUCCUUUGGUGAUUUACUUCACUCGUGCAAGUGCUUCCUCAGUAUUCGAGAACCCAAUCAAGAAUCAGGUGAUCCUUUUUACUACUUUGAAUGAUACCGAGAAGUUCCUUCCCAUGUUCCAAGAGGCAGCAAAAGAUUUUACGGGAAAGGUGCUUUUUGUGUAUGUUCCAAUGGAUGAAGAAGAUGCUGGUAAACCAGUUGCCGAAUACUUUGGCAUUGACGGAGAUGCCCCGAGGGUUAUUGCCUUCACUGGAAAUGAGGAUUCUAGAAAGUUCUUUUUGGAUGAUGAAUUGACUUUGAAUAACAUCAAGUCGUUUGGUGAAAAUUUUCUACAAGACAACCUCAAGCCCUUCUACAAGUCUGAUCCAAUUCCAGAGACUAAUGAUGGGGAUGUAAAAAUAGUAGUUGGUAACAGCUUUGAUGAAAUAGUUUUGGAUGAAUCAAAGGACGUUCUUCUAGAGAUAUACGCUUCAUGGUGUGGCCAUUGCCAAGCACUCGAACCAACUUACAAUAAACUUGCAAAACAUCUACGUGGCAUUGAUUCCUUAGUUAUUGCCAAAAUGGAUGGAACCACAAAUGAACACCCUCGAGCUAAGUCUGAUGGGUACCCGACACUUCUUUUCUUUCCUGCUGGCAAUAAGAGCUUUGACCCGAUCACAGUAGAUACAGACAGAACAGUGAAAGCUUUCUACAAGUUCCUCAAGCAGCAUGCCGCAAUCCCUUUUAAGCUCCAAAAACCGGAGUCAACUCAAAAACCCGAGUCAACACAGAAAACCGAGUCGACUCAGGAUAGCAGCAAUAAAGAUCUGAAGGAUGAAUUAUGAGGGGAAGUUUUCUGGGGAAGAGCAAGAAUUCCGGUGCCGAUACUUGUUCCGAUGAUCAGAGCCACCGCUCCGGCGACAGUACCCUUUUUGGUACCGGAAACUGCAAUCGGAUCCACUUUACUCUGUUUCUUUAAAGUUCCUUUUAGUUGUGAAUUUUCUCCUUGAAAUUGACAUGUGGUAUAUGCAUAAUGGUAACUGCUAUUCAAGAAAAUAAAUAAAUAAAAAUAAUCAAGAAAA
Helianthus annuus (common sunflower) is the source of this 1990-nucleotide messenger RNA. Its product is annotated as protein disulfide isomerase-like 1-4. Gene Ontology annotation, biological process: protein folding; response to endoplasmic reticulum stress. Gene Ontology annotation, cellular component: endoplasmic reticulum. Bases 41 to 1753 code for a protein of 570 amino acids. The transcript has 13 exons. NCBI's taxonomy places the organism in Eukaryota, Viridiplantae, Streptophyta, Magnoliopsida, Asterales, Asteraceae. The record is from RefSeq and is a predicted model, not a curated record. Gene Ontology annotation, molecular function: protein disulfide isomerase activity.